Messenger RNA from Lagenorhynchus albirostris (white-beaked dolphin), 2236 nucleotides. RefSeq names its product optic atrophy 3 protein homolog. Gene Ontology annotation, biological process: regulation of lipid metabolic process. NCBI's taxonomy places the organism in Eukaryota, Metazoa, Chordata, Mammalia, Artiodactyla, Delphinidae. The coding region runs from base 878 to 1261 and encodes 127 amino acids. Gene Ontology annotation, cellular component: mitochondrion. The transcript has a single exon. The record is from RefSeq and is a predicted model, not a curated record.
AUUCCUUUGAGGAAUAGGAGAACUAAAGCUGGAGGUGGAAAGAUGGACUUCUGUCUUGCAAUUUAUCCCCUUCUAUGUAGUCUAAAUGAUUCCCCCCAUGUGCAUGUUAUUCUUCUAACUUAAAGGAAGAAAACCUAAUUAGGUCAGCCUGGUUGCUGUGGAGGAUGGUUGGAAGGGGUCAAGUAUAAAUGUUUUCAGAAAUUCAUCCCUUAAUGAGCCCAAGGAACCUUAUUUUUCCCAUCAGUUCAUGUAUCAGUGGAUGAAUAUUAAUUAUUACUGCAGUGAAUCAGGUUUCAACAUCAACUCUAGGCUUAUGUUGCAUUUACAAGUGACCACAACGCUGAUAAUCCUUGUUCACAUGAGUAAGUGAUUAGAGAAGGAAGGAGUUGGCGUUGGAGCAGGCGCUGCAGCCCUGAGCUCCGUCCAAAGCCCCAAACCCCACAGUGAACACACGUCAGGACGGAGCGCAGCACCGUCGGCCCCACCUUCGGGGAGGGGGAAGGAGCCUGGCAGGUGGGUUGUGGGAGGGGCAGAAGGAGCAAGCUUUACACCUGCCCUGGACUUCUGACCGCUCCCACCCCCUCCCAGAGAUUGCGGCCUCCACUCUGCCCCUCCAGGGCAGCAAUUCUCAUCCCCAGCCGAUCACCAGAAUCUUCUGGAUGUUUUCAAAAGAUGCCGUCAGGGCCACCCCUGGCCAGAUAACUAACUGGGCAUUCCGCGUGCGAGGCCCGGCGCGGGUCUUGGUUAAGGGGCCCAUUCCCCGCUGGCGCCCGCGAUUCUGGCUGCCGUGUCGCCAUUGCUCCGACCCGGACACCGAGGCAUUCCCAGCAAAGAUCCCUGACCCCUGUCUUCCCCCGCAGUGUACCACUGGGCCGAGAUGCGAGCCAAGAUGCGCCUCAUGGGCUUCAAUGCUGAAGCCGUCAAGCCGCUGAACGAGGCGGCGGCCGCCGAGCUGGGCGCCGAGCUGCUGGGCGAGGCCACCGUCUUCAUCGUGGGCGGCGGCUGCCUGGUGCUGGAGUACUGGCGCCACCAGGCGUAUCAGCGUCGCAAGGAGGGGGAGCAGCGCGCCGCCUGGGACGCGAUGCGGGACGAGGGGGGCCGCCUGGCGCUGGCGCUGGAGGCCCUGCAGGCGCAGGUGCAGGCGGCGCCGCCGCCGGGCGCCCUGGAGGAGCUGCAGGCACAGAUGCAAGAGGUGCGCGCCCAGCUCUGCGCCCUGGACCCGCCGCCCGCGCCCCAGGCAGAGCCCACGCCCGAGGAGUAGGGGGCCGCAGGGCCCUGGUCUCAGACGUGACUGAUGCCUGGGCUGCCAUGUCUGUCCCCACUGUCCCUUCCUGAACCGGCCCAGCUAAUACCACCAGGUCCCUUUAGAGUCAGAAGGGAUCUUGGACUGGGGCUGAUCCAACCAGGCUUCUGGUCACCUCCCUACUAACCUGCCCAGUGAGGGGUACCUUCCACUGGGACACCCCCAUCCACCGGUGGAACGUUCCAGCCCGACCCCCAUCGCCCCACCGUAUCCACUGGUUUAGCACUUUGGAAUGGAAAAGCAGUGUCUUCCACUGGACCCCACCCACGCACCAACAGGAGGGCCAGCAGGGCACAUGGACCAUUUAAUUUUGUCACUCAUACCUCCAACUUACCUGAGGAGUGGUCCUUUCCCUGGGACCCUCAUCGAUUACACCAGGACACCUCAUCCCACUUCUUCACUGGUACCGACCAUUGUAGUGAAAAUAUAGAAACCUCUGAUGGACUUCCCUACCCCUUGACCUUCCAUCUACCUCACUCUUCCGGGGGGGCAGGGAAUAGGAUGGAUCUUGGUGGGCAUUAGCUCCAGUGGGUCUCCCUGUGGCUUCUCUAGCCCACCACUGGUGCCUUGACUGGGGUCCUCCCCUCUUUAAGUGGAUCAUUCCAACAGAUCCCUCCACCCUUUCCUCCAUCCAAAUCUCCUCUUCAGAGUACUCAGGGAUUCCCCCUUACUUCUUGCCUUUGAACUGGACACCCAGUGUCCACCCCCGUCCUUCACGCAAAGGCUUCCUCCACCUGCCCCCUCAGCCCUGAAGUUCACCACCUCCAACCAAAUGGAAUUAAUUCCACCAGGUAGUGUUACCUACCUCACCUAUCCCCUGCCAACCCAUUGAACCAUUAAAGGGGAUGUGUUAUGAGCUCUGUUAUUUCUGAAUUCUAUUUUUUUUUAGACUGUAAAUGUUGUAUAAUUUAAGGAGCUCUGGGGGAAAGUCAU